Messenger RNA from Candida tropicalis MYA-3404, 627 nucleotides. Its product is annotated as aminoacyl-tRNA hydrolase. The record is from RefSeq and is a predicted model, not a curated record. The transcript has a single exon. Gene Ontology annotation, cellular component: mitochondrion; cytosol. The coding region runs from base 1 to 627 and encodes 208 amino acids. Gene Ontology annotation, molecular function: peptidyl-tRNA hydrolase activity. NCBI's taxonomy places the organism in Eukaryota, Fungi, Ascomycota, Pichiomycetes, Serinales, Debaryomycetaceae.
AUGGCUAACCAAUCAAGUAUUACUAUUGUAUCAGUUGGUGUAAUAUCAUUUGUAACAGGAUAUUAUUUACAUCAAUUUUUAGCUCCUUCAAAGACCAAAAAUCUCAAACCAAGAAAUGUCCAUAUCCCACUCCCAUCAACUUCAUCAUCAUCUGAAAUGACAGAUAAUACAACUGAUUCUGAAUAUGACGACGACGACGAGGAGGAGGAAGAUGAUGGAUUAGAUAUCAAUUCUACAAGUUUGAAUGAAAUUCCAGGAGAAGUUAGAAUGACACUUAUAGUUAGACAAGAUUUAAAAAUGGGUAAAGGUAAAGCAGCAGCUCAAUGUUCUCAUGCAGCAUUAGCAUUAUAUAAAAAAAUAACUAAUGCCAAUUUAGAAUCUUAUAAUCCUGAAAUGGUUAGACGUUGGGAAUAUGGUAAUGGAACUGCUAAAAUUACCUUACAAGUUCCAAAUCAAGAAGAAAUGGAUUUAUUAUAUGCUAAAGCUAUAAGUUUAGGUAUAAAUUCUUAUAUUGUUCAUGAUGCUGGAAGAACUCAAAUAGCUGCUGGAAGUGCAACUGUUUUAGGUUUAGGUCCUGCACCAAAACGUAUUCUUGACGAAGUUACUGGUGAUUUGAAAUUAUACUAA